AACCCAACUCUUUCCUCCCCGUACUUCAAAUGUGUACCUCCCACCAAUUAUUCAAACUUGACACACUCAAAAACGAAGAAAAAGAGAAAAAGAUUCAGAGAAGAAACGAACACCAUCAUGAAGCUUGUUUGGUCUCCAGAAACUGCUUCUAAAGCUUACAUAGACACUGUUAAAUCGUGUGAGAAAUUGAAGGAAUCUGGGGUAGCUGAGCUCCUAUCAGCCAUGGCGGCCGGUUGGAACGCGAAAUUCAUCGUGGAAUCGUGGUGCCACGGCGGCCCCAUAGCCACAAGCGUAGGCCUAGCAGUUGCGGCUCGCAACACCGGUGCAAGGCACGUGUGCAUAGUCCCGGACGAAAUUUCAAAGCUAAAGUACACACAAUCAAUGGCGGAGAUGGGGGUGGUGCCGCCUCCGGAGGUGGUAAUCGCCGGGUCGGCGGAGGCGGCGAUAGGUGGACUGGUGGGAUUGGACUUUCUGGUGGUGGAUUGCAAGCAAAGGGACUUUGCUAGGGUUCUUAGGGUUGCUAGGGUUAGCAAUAGAGGUGCAGUUUUGGCAUGCAAGAAUGCAUGGCAAAUGAGUAAUAAUUGGAACAAUCUUUCACGGUUUAGAUGGAACGUUGUUCUUGAAAAGGGGACACGUGUCGUUAGAUCCGUGUUCUUGCCUGUUGGCAAGGGUUUGGAUAUUGCUUACAUAGGCAGCAAAAGUGGUGGUGCUGGUGCUGGCGGCGGCAGCAGCAGCAGCCGCGACGGCGGUGCAUCAAGUGGUAGAAAGGGUCCUAGCCGAUGGAUCAGGCACAUAGAUCAACAAUCAGGGGAGGAACACCUUUUCAGAGAGUGAUUAUUAUUAUUAUUAAACUAUUGAUCAUGGAUAUAUGUAUGUUAACAAGGUUGGAAACAAAUAAAUAAAUUUGUAAAUUAAACAUAUAUCAUCAUAUAUUAUAUGAACUAUGCAGUAGUAUUUUUGAUGAAUUACAAUUAGAGGAUCAAGUUUCUGACUGGGUUUGGUGGUGCCAAUUCAGAUGGUGGCUAGUUUUGUAGAAAGGGAUGUAAAUUAUACAAGUAUUUCUUUUUUUUGGAGAGUUUUGGUUAAUUGGUUUUGCACUUUUGUUUAGUUUAAUGCAUGUAAUCAUCAUCCUGCAGUGAUGUAUAUAUAUAUAUACAGUUGUUUUUUCUUUCGGAUUA
Messenger RNA from Arachis duranensis, 1178 nucleotides. RefSeq lists its product as uncharacterized. Lineage: Eukaryota; Viridiplantae; Streptophyta; Magnoliopsida; Fabales; Fabaceae. The record is from RefSeq and is a predicted model, not a curated record. The coding region runs from base 118 to 834 and encodes 238 amino acids. The transcript has 2 exons.